This is a messenger RNA of Salvia splendens (bonfire salvia), 1071 nucleotides long. RefSeq names its product probable UDP-arabinopyranose mutase 2. The transcript is spliced from 4 exons. NCBI's taxonomy places the organism in Eukaryota, Viridiplantae, Streptophyta, Magnoliopsida, Lamiales, Lamiaceae. Gene Ontology annotation, cellular component: plant-type cell wall; cytosol; Golgi apparatus. Gene Ontology annotation, molecular function: UDP-arabinopyranose mutase activity. Gene Ontology annotation, biological process: UDP-L-arabinose metabolic process; plant-type cell wall organization or biogenesis. The record is from RefSeq and is a predicted model, not a curated record. The coding region runs from base 7 to 1071 and encodes 354 amino acids.
UCCGCCAUGGCCACCUCAACGCCGCCCCUGAAAGACAAGCUAGACAUCGUGAUACCGACCAUCCGAAAUCUCGACUUCCUAGAGAUGUGGAGACCCUUCCUCCAACCUUACCACCUCAUCAUCGUCCAAGACGGCGACCCUUCCAAGACCAUCAGAGUCCCCGAAGGCUACCACUAUGACCUCUACAACCGCAAUGACAUCAACCGCAUCCUCGGCCCCAGGGCCUCCUGCAUCUCCUUCAAGGACUCCGCCUGCCGCUGCUUCGGCUACAUGGUCUCCAAGAAGAAGUACAUCUUCACCAUCGACGACGACUGCUUCGUUGCAAGCGACCCUUCAGGUAAACCGAUCAACGCACUAGACCAACACAUCAAGAAUCUCUUGUGCCCGUCAACCCCACUCUUCUUCAACACGUUGUACGACCCCUUCAGGGAGGGAGCCGACUUCGUCCGGGGAUACCCUUUCAGCCUCAGAGAGGGGGUCCCCACCGCCGUCUCUCAUGGCCUCUGGCUCAACAUCCCCGACUACGACGCCCCCACGCAGCUCGUCAAGCCACGCGAGAGAAACACCAGGUAUGUGGAUGCAGUGAUGACGAUACCCAAGGGCACCCUCUUCCCCAUGUGCGGGAUGAAUCUGGGGUUCGACCGCGACCUCAUCGGGCCGGCCAUGUACUUCGGCCUCAUGGGAGACGGACAGCCCAUCGGCCGCUACGACGACAUGUGGGCUGGUUGGUGCAUCAAGGUGAUCUGUGAUCAUUUGGGAUUGGGAGUGAAGACAGGGCUGCCCUACAUUUGGCACAGUAAAGCGAGCAAUCCCUUUGUGAAUCUGAAAAAAGAGUACAAUGGGAUAUUCUGGCAAGAAGAGAUCAUCCCAUUCUUCCAGUCGGCCACGCUUUCAAAGGACUCGACUAGCGUGCAGAAGUGCUACAUCGAGCUAGCCAAACAGGUCAAGGAGAAGCUUGGCAAAAUCGACCCAUAUUUUGCCAAGCUUGCCGACGCAAUGGAGACGUGGAUUCAGGCAUGGGACGACCUCAAUCCGCCGACCAAGCUUGCUCCUACUGCUAAGCCUAAGUGA